Limanda limanda (common dab) is the source of this 1512-nucleotide messenger RNA. RefSeq names its product cadherin-2-like. The transcript has 10 exons. Gene Ontology annotation, biological process: adherens junction organization; cell-cell junction assembly; multicellular organism development. Gene Ontology annotation, cellular component: catenin complex; cytoplasm; plasma membrane. The record is from RefSeq and is a predicted model, not a curated record. NCBI's taxonomy places the organism in Eukaryota, Metazoa, Chordata, Actinopteri, Pleuronectiformes, Pleuronectidae. Gene Ontology annotation, molecular function: cadherin binding; calcium ion binding. Bases 1 to 1245 code for a protein of 414 amino acids.
AUGGCGCCCACUUGGUUCAUGGCUGUGGGCUUUUUAUUGAUCGUUUUUCAGGCCUCAGCUUCAGAGACCACAGAGGAGGCAAACUGUGUACCUGGAUUCAAGUCAGAUGUGUUGAUCUUCAGAGUGACCAGAAAGCACCUGGGGCCGGGUACAAGGCUGGGCAGAGACUUGAGGAACCACAAGAGAGCCUGGGUAAAGAGAAUGGUUACUCUUCUGGAAGGACACCAGGACUUCUUUAUCCACUCCUGGAACUUGCACGGCCAAAAAAUGACUGUUCCAGUCACAGUUGUGCACUAUAGGCAUCUCCAUGGACAAAAUGAUGGGCAUCACCAUGGACAUCACCAGCAAAAUGUUGAGCAUCACCUCGGAGAGCACAGACACCACAACAAUCAGCACCACUUGAAUGAAGUGGACUCUGCUAACGUUACAGAGAUCCUUUCUAGUGAAGAUAAAGUGAAGACGAUAUAUUACAGCAUCACUGGUCCAGGAGCUGAUGAGCCUCCCUACGGCCUUUUCACAAUGGACAGGAUCACUGGUUAUUUGUAUGUGACAGAGUCUCUGGAUAGAGAGAAGCAGGACAGGUACACGUUUCAAGCCCAUGCUGCGGUAGAGGGGUCACGAAAUGCCGAGGAGCCGAUGGAUAUUAUAGUGAAUGUGAUAGACCAGAAUGACAACAAACCUGCUUUUGUUCAAGAUACAUUUCUGGUAGAAGUUCCUGAAUCCUCACCAACAGGUUUUGAGGUGAUAACGGUCUUGGCCACAGAUAUGGACGAGCCGGGUAAUUCCAAUUCCAUUGUUCGUUACAGUAUUCUGAGCCUGGAUCCAGACUUCCCCAGUGGCCCAGUGUUUGCGAUCAACCCAAUCACUGGAGCAAUCAGAGUCAAUGCCCAUGGGCUAGACAGAGAGAAACACCCAAAGCACAUUUUGGUGAUAGAGGCAGCAGACAUGGACGGAGAAGGGUUGACUGUAACUGCAAGAGUAAUCAUCACUGUAUCAGACAGCAAUGACAACCCUCCAGCUUUCACUCAGUCCACUUAUGAGGCAACGGUACCAGAAAAUAGAGUGGGCGCUCUGGUCGUUACGAUGGUGGUAACAGAUCGUGAUGAGCCACAUUCACCAGCCUGGAACGCCAAAUUCAAGAUUGUUGAUGGUGAUCCUGGAGGCCUGUUCACAGUCACAACAGGAAGUAAACAACAGGAAGGGAUCAUUACUACUGCCAAGAAACGGGCAUCGUGCUUAAUUUAGUCACUGAGCUGGAAAGUGGAGAAUACAUUGUGGUCCUGAGGCUUAGAGACAACGAUGGCAUGGAGCAGUACAACACCGUCCAGGCCACAGUGUGUGACUGCACAGGAGAAAUUGUGUCCUGUUCAGGGCGAAUUGCCGUGGGAAUGUUUGAGGAAUGAAAUUAUAUAAAAUCAAAGCAAAAUCCAGGCAGCCACCUAACUGUGGUCAAUGAGUUAUCAAUAAAUGCUUUUUAAAAAUGAUUGGUAAUUAUCUGUUCAAUAGAAAACU